This is a messenger RNA of Kogia breviceps (pygmy sperm whale), 1590 nucleotides long. NCBI's taxonomy places the organism in Eukaryota, Metazoa, Chordata, Mammalia, Artiodactyla, Physeteridae. The record is from RefSeq and is a predicted model, not a curated record.
GGCCGGGCGCUCCGGGCUCGAGGCGGGAAGUGGGCGCGGCGAGGGCUGUGCUGGGCGCUCGGCGGCUGCGGACCAGUAUGGGAGUGGGGCCGCCCGGCCGCCCUCAGCGUCUGGAGCCCCGCUGAAGCUGCAGCGGAGACCCCGCUCGGGAGCCGAGAUGUGUCUGCGCCUGGAUGGGGAAAUGAAGACUCAGAAGUUUGAGUAUUUUGCUGGAGUCAGUUCAGCAAUUGUGGCCUGAGUGUGGGUGACUUCCGGAAGGUGCUGAUGAAGACGGGGCUGGUACUGGUGGUGCUGGGCCACGUGAGCUUCAUCGCAGCCGCUCUCCUCCACGGCACAGUGCUGCGCUAUGUGGCAGCCCCCAACGAUGCUGUGGCUCUGCAGUACUGUGUGGUCAACAUCCUCUCUGUCACUUCCGCCAUCAUGGUCAUCACCUCAGGGAUUGCAGUCAUCGUGUUAUCACGCUACCUCCCCAGCAUCCCUCUGCGCUGGACAGUGUUUAGCUCGAGCGUGGCCUGUACCCUUCUCUCUCUGACCUGUGCUCUCGGCCUCUCGGCCUCGAUUGCUGUGACCUUUGCCACGCAGGGCCAGGCACUGCUGGCUGCCUGUACUUUUGGGGACCCCGAACUACUGGCACUGGCGCCCAACUGUCCCUUCGACCCCACUCGCAUUUACAGCUCCAGCCUGUGUCUCUGGGGCAUCUCGUUACUGUUCUGCAUGGCAGAGAGUGUGUUUGCUGUCCGCAGUGCCCACAUCACCCACCAGUUGCUAGAACUGAGGCCCUGGUUGGGGAAAAGCAGCCAUCACAUGAGAUCCUCCCAGCCCCCCCACUCCUCCCACUUUCUGGAUAUCCUGGAGGAGGAGACCCAGACCCAGUGGGUCUGGCAGCCUCUGACAUCUCCACAGAUGCAGGAGAGCCCAGAGCCUGUGGAGGACCAUGACCUGCUGAGCUGCACUAGCUCUGGGAUGAUGACCCUUUGACAGCAGUUGCCUCACCCAAGCCCCUUGGCCACUGGGGCCCUCCAGCCAAGUCUGCACUGUGAUCAGGCCAGGAUUCCUGGAGCCAGCCAGGAGGGAUCAAUGCCACUCCAGGACCCGGGUGGGUCUUUCACCCCUCUCCUCCAGCCACCCAGCCCACUGCACUGAAACGAGACUUUAUUCUGAAGAUAUUAAAAAGAACAGAGAUGCUCCACGUGGAUGCAUGCAGCGGGGGAGGGGACUCGGCCGGGGGCCUGUGCUGCUCUCCCACACAGGACACUGUGGGUGGCGCUCUAGGUGUGUCUGCCCAUCUGUCUGUGGGCCUGUGUGUGUAUCUGAGAGAGACAAGACACACAGAGGGGUCCGUGGGUCUGUGUUCAUCAAAAUGCUGAAACGCAGGCGGGGGUUCAUGGGACUCACAGCUGGGGGCUGGAAGCAGGAGGUUUUCCUUUUGCAUCAUGGCCUCUGGGCCAACAAGGGCAGGAGCAGGCAAGGUUGAGGCCCUCCUGCAGGGAAGGAUGGCUCAAGGAAGGUUUCUCCUCAAGCCCCCAAACCUCUGGAAUCCUUCCCUCCGCUCCAAAUAAAAAGACAGGCAUGAUUCCCAACUCCACCAAG